UUUUAUUUUGACAGCUGGCUUGUCUUACACCCGUAUCUUAUCCGUACACACGAAUCGUCGGUAGUCAAGGUCCAAGUUGGACACUUUGAGGGUUUUCUACAAAAUCCUGCUUCUGUACAACCUCAUGCUCAGUUUUGCAUGAACUACAGGGUGAUGUUGAGGAGUGUGUUCAGGUGCCUCAGGACCAACACUGUUGCUGGCCAAAGAAAUAUGUCUCAGAGUAGCUUUGCUGGAAAGGUAGCCAUAGUUACUGCCUCCACAGCUGGAAUCGGUCUAGCAGCAGCCCAGGCUCUGGGAAAAAGAGGAGCCCACGUGGUGCUGAGCAGCCGACGGCAGGCCAACGUGGACGAGGCUGUGGCACUGCUGCGGAGCCAGAACAUCCAAGUGACCGGGACCACCUGUAAUGUUGGCAAGGGAGAGGACAGAGAAAAACUGGUUCAAACGACUCUGGAUCAGUGCGGGGGCAUCGAUAUUUUGGUGUCCAACGCAGCAGUGAACCCUUUCUUUGGAAACAUCAUGGACUCCACGGAGGACGUCUGGGACAAGAUCCUGUCUGUAAAUGUGAAAUCAGCCUUCCUCCUGACUAAGCUGGUGGUGCCUCAUAUGGUCAAGAGGGGAGGGGGAAACGUGGUGUUUGUGUCGUCUGUGGCUGGAUACCAACCAAUGCAGGCCCUGGGUCCUUACAGCGUGAGUAAAACAGCACUGCUGGGUCUGACCCGGGCGCUGGCUCCUGAGCUGGCUCACAGUAACAUAAGAGUCAACUGCGUGGCACCUGGAGUUAUCAAGACGCGCUUCAGCUCUGCGUUAUGGGAAAACGAAGACAUCGUGGACGACUUUAAAAGGCAGCUCUGCAUUAAAAGAAUAGGAGAGCCAGAGGAAAUUGGUGGAGUGAUUGCCUUCUUGUGCUCUGAGGAGGCGUCCUACAUCACGGGAGAGACCAUCACAGUGACAGGAGGGAUGGCCUGUCGACUCUAAAAAUCUGAAUCUCAGACAAUUUGCACACCUAAUUGUGUGUUCCUGUGUAGAUAUUGAUUUGAUUGUGAUAUUUUUAUUACUUCCACUACUCAUCUGAAGUGUUGGCACAGCACAGCCAGGAUAAAGCCGGACUAGACUAAUGACACCGUAAUAUGAGAGCUCUAACCAGUUAUUGAAGAUUUUGGGUGUUUGUGAAUUACUGUGUAAAGAUUUCUAAUCAAGACGUGAACAUGUAUCCAGCAUCCUGAAAGUCUUUGUACUUACCUGGCAUUAAAUUUUUAAA
Molecule: messenger RNA, 1258 nt
Organism: Larimichthys crocea (large yellow croaker)
Lineage: Eukaryota; Metazoa; Chordata; Actinopteri; Sciaenidae
Gene: dhrs4
Product: dehydrogenase/reductase (SDR family) member 4
Exons: 9
Coding region: 139-975 (278 amino acids)
Molecular function (GO): carbonyl reductase (NADPH) activity
Source: RefSeq, a predicted model, not a curated record